Thermochaetoides thermophila DSM 1495 is the source of this 1401-nucleotide messenger RNA. Its product is annotated as translation initiation factor eif-2b-like protein. The transcript has 2 exons. NCBI's taxonomy places the organism in Eukaryota, Fungi, Ascomycota, Sordariomycetes, Sordariales, Chaetomiaceae. The record is from RefSeq and is a predicted model, not a curated record. The coding region runs from base 1 to 1401 and encodes 466 amino acids.
AUGGCUGCUGAGGGUUACGGGGCUGCAAGCCCGGCUACAGCAACAACUCAAGAUGGCGCAAAGGGCGCCGCCCCCCCAAAUCCUGCAGCUUCUAUCAACUCUCCCGCCCCCGCGGCAAAUCCAGAGAAGCUCACUCCAGCUCAGUUGAAAGCCAAGGCAAAGGCUGAGAAGCAGGCGAGGCGAGCUGCCGCAAAGGAAGCUAAAUCUGCUGUUGCGGCAGCAGGCCAGCCCGCCCAGCAGUCUGGGAGUGCUGGUGCCGACAGUAAGGGAGCGGCCAAAGGCAAGGGGAAGCAGGAGGGACAGCAAGUUCCUCCCAAGGGUGUGCUGGUGCAUCGCCCCUCUGUUAGCGGGCGGCGACCAUCGAUCAUGGUAGUUGAGAAGGAUGCUAGAAGUGGUAUUCCCGAGUGCUUUAGCCAUAUUCCUAUGGCGAAACGGAUACCGACGUCUCAGGCACAUAAAGACGUCCAUCCUGCGGUUCUGGCAGUUGGUCAACAGAUGGCUACAUUUGCUCUGAAAGACAGCAUUUCGCGUCUGAAAGCAACUCUCCUCGCUUUUAGAAAGGUGAUCGAGUCAUACGAGACCCCCAAGGGGAAUUCUCUCUCCCGGCAUUUUGUGCCACAUGUUCUUAACCCCCAGAUCGAGUACUUGACCGAGUGUAGACCUAUGUGCUUUGCUAUGGGCAAUGCCAUCAGGCUGCUAAAGGCCAAGGUCAAUAAGUUCGAUAUCAACACCCCAGAGGACGAAGCGAAGGAAGGGCUCCUCGAGUGGAUCGACUUCCUGAUUAACGAGCGCAUUACACUAGCCGAGUACGUUAUUGCUCGGAACGCCGCGCAGUCAAUAAAUGACGGAGACACAAUUGUCACAUACGGCCGACAUCGCUUGGUUGAAAAGACACUUCUUAGAGCCAGAAAGGAGGGCAAGUCUUUCAACGUCACUGUCCUUGAUGACCCUUAUGUCGGAGAAGGAAAGGAGCUUGCAAAGGUUCUGCGCCAUGCCGGCAUCCCCGUGCUAUACUCGCCAAAUCUCGGUGGCUUGCGGUCGAAGGUGCCGGCGGCAUCGAAUGUGUUUCUGGGCGGGGAGGCCAUCUUUGCGAAUGGCUCGCUCCAUGCACCCUCUGGCACAGCUGACGUCGCUAUGGCUGCCACAAAUGCGGGUGCCAAGGUGAUUGUUCUUUGUGAGACAAUUAACUUUGACCGCGAGCGAGUAUCUGUUGACGCGUUGACAUACAACGAAAUCGACCCAGAAAGAAAUACUGGAGAUUGCUUCAGGCUGUUGUUUGACAACACCCAUGAGAGAUACAUCACUGGUGUCAUUACAGAAAUUGAGUUUGGUGGUGGUAAUUCCCCCGCGCAGGCCAUCUUGGCCUUGCUGAGGAAACAGGAGGAUCCUCUUAUUGCAUGA